AUGGCACCGAAAACAAAUGGAAGUAUUCGAAAAAGCAAAAAAUUAGUUAUUGUUGGUGAUGGAAUGUGUGGUAAAACAUGUCUUUUAUUUGCUUUUAAAGAUGAUCGAUUUAUUCCAUCACAUGAUGCAACUAUCUUUGAUACAUAUGUAGCUGAUAUUCAAGUUGAUGGAGCAACUAUUGAUUUAGCUCUAUUCGAUACAGCUGGUCAAGAAGAUUAUGAUCGUCUUCGUCCAUUAUCAUAUCCUGAUACAAAUAUUGUUCUAAUAUGUUUUAGUGUUGAUAGUCCAGUAUCAGCAACAAGUGUUAUUGAAAAAUGGAUACCUGAAGUUCGACAUUUUUGUGGUCAAUGUCCUGUAAUAUUAGUAGCUUGUAAGAAAGAUUUACGAACUGACCCACAAGUUAUCGCUAAAUUGAAACAAGAAGGUGAAAAACCAGUGACGAAUGAAGUUGGAAAACAAUUAGCAGCACAAAUGAAAGCAGAUGCAUAUAUAGAAUGUUCAGCAAAAACUCGCGAAGGUGUUCAAGAUUUGUUUGUACAUGCAGCUCGAUUAUCACUUAAAAAACGUUCUCGAAGAGAAUCAAGCGGGCGUUGUGUGUUACAUUAG
Messenger RNA from Adineta steineri, 606 nucleotides. The record is from the annotation of a GenBank genome assembly. NCBI's taxonomy places the organism in Eukaryota, Metazoa, Rotifera, Eurotatoria, Adinetida, Adinetidae.